AUUCGGUGCCAUCACAAGCACACCUCGUCGCACGUCUCGCUCCUCACUAUCCGCACAAAAAGCACGAAGCGCGUGCAGCUUGAAAUUUGUCAGAUUAUAUAUAUUCCGGAUAGGAUCUAGGAUCGGACAAUGGGCAACGUGCUAGCGGCAUCAUCAUCCAGCAGCGGCAGCAGCUUGGGCCUGGGCCUGCUCGAGCCGGUGCCAGCGGAAUCCGGCGGCUCCAGCUCUUCGUCCUCUUCCACCUCCCCCUCGUCCGCCUACUCUCCGGCGGAUUUUGGUGCGGCGGAGAAAGGGGGACCGCUCGAGAACCCGGGAACCGUCGAGGAUUUGCAUAAGAAGUGCAAAGAUCUCCAGGCCAUCACCUUCGAAGGCGCCAAAAUCAUGCUCAACAAGGGACUGAGCAACCACUUCCAGGUCUCGCACACCCUCAACAUGAGCAAUACGGUGCCCAGCGGUUAUCGCUUCGGCGCCACCUAUGUGGGCACCACGCAAUACAGCCCCACGGAGGCCUUUCCCGUGCUUCUCGGCGAUAUUGAUCCAUCUGGAAACCUGAAUGCCAAUGUCAUCCACCAGUUAUCGCCGCGUAUACGCUGCAAGUUUGCCUCACAGGUCCAGGAGUCUAAGAUGGUGGCCUCACAGCUGACGACCGACUACAAGGGCACCGAUUACACCGCAUCGCUGACGGUGGCCAAUCCCAGCAUAUUCACAAGCUCGGGAGUCAUCGUCGGCCAGUAUCUACAGUCCAUUACCUCGUCCAUUGCCUUGGGCGCCGAGCUGGCUUACCAGUUUGGCCCGAACGUGCCCGGCCGCCAGAUUGCCAUUGUUUCGGCUGUGGGUCGCUACACGGCGGGCAAUUCGGUAUGGUCCGGCACCCUGGGUCAGAACGGCAUGCACUUGUGCUACUACCAGAAGGCCAGCGACCAGCUGCAGAUCGGCGUGGAGGUGGAAACCAGUCUGCGAAUGCAGGAAUCCGUGGCCACGCUGGCCUACCAAAUCGAUCUGCCCAAGGCCGAUCUCAUCUUCCGAGGUGGAAUCGAUUCCAACUGGCACAUCUCGGGAGUGCUGGAGAAGCGGCUGCAGCCAUUGCCAUUCACGCUGGCCCUGAGUGGCCGCAUGAACCACGUUAAGAACAACUUCAGACUAGGCUGCGGGCUAAUGAUCGGCUAAACCGCAUCCAACCACACACCACACCACACACACACACACAGAAGGGCAGAUAAUCCCACUUCAGCUAGCCACAGAACCCCCAGCACCCAGCCAAUCACCUCCUACCUUAACUCCACAUCAUCCGCAGACAAAAAUCAGCCAGGAGGUGCAUACUAUAUGGAUUCAGCAUAUACACAGCACAUCUGGGUAACCAGUCAAGGGAUGGCAAGAGGGAUCUUUGUGACGAUCUGUCGUUUGUGUAUAUUAGAGUUGUAUCAGGGAUCGGGGAUCCUAGGAUCUAGGAUACUAGCCUACCACCUACCCAGUGUGUCGUCCGUUGUCCGUUGCCUGUUUUGCCAAAAGGCCUUAUAUCUAUAUCUACAUCUACCCGUAUCUGAAAUCCCUUAGAACAGAGUCGUUAAUGCGGAGCUCCGUAGUUCAAAUGA
This is a messenger RNA of Drosophila bipectinata, 1592 nucleotides long. RefSeq names its product Translocase of outer membrane 40 (gene Tom40). Gene Ontology annotation, biological process: protein import into mitochondrial matrix. Gene Ontology annotation, molecular function: transmembrane protein transporter activity. NCBI's taxonomy places the organism in Eukaryota, Metazoa, Arthropoda, Insecta, Diptera, Drosophilidae. The record is from RefSeq and is a predicted model, not a curated record. Gene Ontology annotation, cellular component: mitochondrial outer membrane translocase complex; mitochondrial outer membrane.